Molecule: messenger RNA, 1068 nt
Organism: Arctia plantaginis
Lineage: Eukaryota; Metazoa; Arthropoda; Insecta; Lepidoptera; Erebidae
Source: the annotation of a GenBank genome assembly
AUGGCUGUGGUGAUUACCAACACAGCUACACCAUAUAAGUUAGCUACAUCGUAUAAGAAGUUCAGUGGAUCCGACAUGGUGCAGUAUAAAAGUGCAGUCUAUUUUGCGAUAGACAUCAAACAUUAUCAGCAGUCCAAUUUGGUAGCUUCAAAGCAACAGCAAACCAAUAUUGUAGCGAUGUCUCCAUUUACGAUUUUAUUUGUCAUCGCCGUGGCGCAUGAAGUUGUUGGAGACAAAAAAGUUGCAGAUUCUCAUGGGGAACAAUCUGCCAUCACCUCACCGGUGAUUAGCGUAGGCCACCACAGAGGUUAUGGACUCGGUGGUCAUAUUUUUGCUAGUGAACUUGAUGGCUCUGGCCUUGCAGGUGCUGCAAUCGCUGGUGGCCAUAUAGUAGCCGGUGCUGGAUACGGCGGUCCUGCAAUAGGUUCGGGUGCAGCCCUUAACAGCGCUGCUGCAGCAGGUGCGGCUCACCUUAGUGCAAUCCAGAAUGCUCAGGCUGUUCACGCAUCGCAAAUUGGUAAUUCGGCAGCAGCUGCUAUCCAGGGUGCUCGAGUAACCGAAGCUGCUGCUCGUGCUGGUCAGGCUCAUGCCAUCAACAACGCUGCUGCGCUAGAUGCUGCUCGCGUUGCUAAUGUUCAACGCGCUCAAGCGGCUGCUUAUGAAAACGCAAGGGCCGCAGAAGCAGCGAGACGUGCAGCAGCUGCCAGUGCUGCUGAAAUUGCUCGCGCUGUUGAAGCAGAGCGCUUAGGCAACGCUGCUCGUGUACAGGCUAUAGCCAUCGCCAACACCCGUGCUGUGGAAGCUGCUCGAAUUGCCAACGCUGCUCGUGCCCAAGCCGCUGCCGUAGCUAGCAGCGCUGCACAAGCACAAGCAAUCGCCGAUGCUGCUGCCAGGAAUGCACAUGAAGGGGCUUUACUCCUUGGAGGUGGUGGUGCUGUGAUCGCAGCUCCAGUUGCUAUUGGCAGUCUCGGACUGGGCGGUCUUGGUGGACUUAGCUGGGGUGGAUACGCUGGAGGCUACGGAUACAGUGGCAUGGGAUAUGGCGGCGGCAAAUGGGGCCAUCACUAG